CUCUGUUCUCUUCGGCGCUCGCUGAUCUCAGUGUUCUGCUCUACUCCUUUCAGAACUCGUCGGUCUGCCGCUUUGCGUUCGUUGCUUUGCCCUAGUCGUUUCGUGACAGUGCCACAAAUCACAACACCCGUCGAGUUUUCUUAAGGGAUCCCUUUGCGAUAUAUCAAGAACAAGAAACGUCAGAGAAGAUGAAGUGGCUUAUGUUUUGUGUGGUAGCAGCUUUAUUUGUAAGCUUCACAUCAGCGGAAGGAGAAAUCUGGGAGGAAGAUGACCAUGAAGUUUUGAUAAGGAACGAGAGGGGCACCAAAAACCGCGAAGAAUGCAGGUACGGCAAAGGAGCCUGGUCAGAGUGUGACCCGAAGACGAAUAUGCGAUCGAGAUCACUGACACUGAAGAAGGGCAAUCAAACUACCUGCGAGGCAACCAAGACCAUCCAGAAGAAAUGCAAGAAAGCUUGCCGAUAUGAGAAAGGUACCUGGGCUGAAUGCAAUGCACAGAGCAUGAUGACAAGAACGGAUAAAAUUAAGCCUAAUAGCGAUGCUUCAUGCGAACAAAACAGGCAAAUCACAAAGAAAUGCAAACCGAAAGGAGCCAAACCUACUAAAGGUAAUAAAGGCAACAAAGGUAAAGGCAAAGCUGCCCGUCGCAAUAGACAGUAAACGAUGGAAGGAUAAGAGAAAGAAAUCAUAGGAUAAUAUCGUUUUUACUAUAUAUAUUCUCAUUAGUAAAUCAUCAUCAUCAACAUCUUUCAUUAUGAAAUCUAUACAUUUUUCCUGCGUUUUAAGUUCUCGUUUCUAACUCAUAUCAUUCUCUGGAUCGAAGAAAUUCUAUGAAAGAUUUCUUUCGGGUAGAUUUUGUUACAAAUAGCUCAUAAAAGUUACAUAAUAAGCCAUAUCUCCACAAUUUAAUAUUGGUGGUACUUCUGAGGUGACUGGUAGAUAUAGAUAUCUUCUGAGAAGCCCAGCAUUAUACAACACAGUUGUGAAAGUCAUCACUACAUAUGAAUGACUCAUCACUUGAAUGUUUCUACGUUUCCGACCAAUAUGGACAUCUUGAAUAGGAUAUUUAGGACUCCUUCCCUACGUCUCUUCAUUCUGUUUUUCUGUGUCUAUAUAGGAGCCGUUAUCAAACAUUUCAUUGGGAUAUCAAAAUCAGGCGAAAUAAUCAUUAAUUAACUGAACAUGUACUUUAAGAAAUAACCAUUAGUUAGCUGAUUUUUCGCCUCAUUUUUUAAUCUUUAACAGUUCGCAUUGAAUUGUAAACAAAUUCUUUCGUAUUCUCAUCAUCUUUCUUUGUAUAGAUGUUUGUUGUAGAUUGUAUAAAAUAUUCAUCGAAAAUUCAUAUAUGUAAUAAUAAAUUCAACUGAUACCAUAAGUUUUAUAAGUUGGAAAUUAAGUUUUUUACUGGUGAUUUCUAUUAAUGUAUGAUAGUGAUAAUCUGUAUGAUGUAUUACAUUUGGGAAACAAAGAUCAAUAAACAUUAUGGUAAUGUGA
This is a messenger RNA of Coccinella septempunctata (seven-spotted ladybird), 1493 nucleotides long. Its product is annotated as midkine-B-like. The coding region runs from base 189 to 659 and encodes 156 amino acids. Gene Ontology annotation, molecular function: heparin binding; growth factor activity. The transcript has 5 exons. Gene Ontology annotation, biological process: mesoderm morphogenesis. The record is from RefSeq and is a predicted model, not a curated record. Lineage: Eukaryota; Metazoa; Arthropoda; Insecta; Coleoptera; Coccinellidae. Gene Ontology annotation, cellular component: extracellular region.